This is a messenger RNA of Funneliformis geosporum, 1731 nucleotides long. NCBI's taxonomy places the organism in Eukaryota, Fungi, Glomeromycota, Glomeromycetes, Glomerales, Glomeraceae. The record is from the annotation of a GenBank genome assembly.
AUGAAAAUGGAUGUCAAUAAAGAAGCAAGUGAAAUUUAUGAUGGAAAAAACCUUUGGGAAUUAUCAGAAAUUUACGGAAAAAGUGAUGAAAUGAAAAGGAAAUUAGAGGAAUUGGUUGUCAAGACGAUCCAAAACCUUAUUGAUAAAAAUCAAGAUCAUACUGGGCCUCAAAUAGAGGUUGUCACAAAUAAGCUUGGUAAUAUAACCUUCCGUGCAGAUGUUGAAGAAAUUACAUCAUUGGAAAGAUUUGUAGAGAUUAUGAAAGCUUCCCAUAAUGAAGCUAAGCAUGCUAAAGCCGUAGGAAGUUUUGAAGCCUUCAAUCGGAUAACUGAAACCGAUGGAUUCCUUCUUUAUACUAAAAAUUAUCGUGGGGUGACUAAAACUGAUUUAAAUUUAGUAAGAGAAGAAUUUAAACUCGAUAAUUUAUAUUAUGAUGUGAAAUGUGGAACUACAAUCAAUGAAGUUGUAUCAGAAUUGAAAAAGGAUGAAAGGGCUAUAUUUAAUUUACCCGGAUAUGGUGGCCAAUCAAUCGUCGGAUGUAAUGCGACGUCAACACAUGGAAGUGGGAUCACUCUUCAACCUUUAGCAUCAUUCGUAAUUGCGGUUAACCUUAUCGAACCAGGUGGACAAAUUUAUAAAAUUGAACCCACGAUUGGAAUCACGGAUCCUAUAUUAUUUUCGAAACAAUAUCCAAAUAUUCAAUUAAUUCAACAAGAUGAAACGUUUAAUGCAAGCGUAGUAAAUUUAGGAGCAUUAGGUGUUGUAUAUCAAGUAACCAUUAAAACAGUUCCGUAUUAUAAGGUAAUUUCAAUGAGAGAAGAAACGACCUGGGAAGCUGUUAAACCCAUCCUAUCACAACGACCUUACAGUGAUAAUGAUAUUUUAAAAUAUCAUAAUGCAGAAGUAUGGAUCAGUCCUUACACAUCAUAUGCUCUCGUUACAAGAAGAAAUAUUGCAACAAAGGAAGAUGAAGAAAACUAUCCUAAAGAUCAUCAUAAACAAUGGUUGCAAGAAUUUUUAAAUUACCCAAUUAUUCGUGAUAUUGCUAAAAAAUUGAGUGUUGAUGGAGGACAUAUUCUAUUUAUUUUAUUAAAUCUAUUUCCAAAAAUUGUUCCUUUUGUAAUUGAAACUGCUUUAAAAACUCAAUAUAAUAAUACUCCUAAAGUUGAUGAUUACAAUAAUAUUUAUCUAGUUGGAUUUAUUAAUGACUUUAGUGCGAUUGCCGUAGAAUUUUCAUUUUCAAUGAUUGAUAAUAAUCAUAUUAGAGCAAUCGAUGCUUUGAAGGAAACACUUCAAGAAAUUAGAACAAGAUUUAAUUAUAAUAUUAAUGGUCCUCUUGCUGUACGAUUUGCCGCUGCCUCUUCUCAAUAUUUAUCUAUGGCUCAUAAUACUAAUGGUGAACCAAGGUGUUUUGUUGAAAUGCCAAUUUUAGUAUAUGAUACAAGGAUCGAUUACUAUAAACGUGUUUAUAAGCCAUUGUUUGGUACAGCAUUAAAGUACAAGGCUAGAUUUCAUUGGGGCCAACAUUUGGACUCCGAUUUAGAUUAUAAAUAUCUUUAUCAUUCUUUUGAUAAAAAUGCUAUAGAUUUAUUUCUUAAACAAGUUUCUAAAUUUGAUUCUCAAGGUAUAAUGACUAAUAAUUUAUUAGCCAAUUUUGGUCUGGUCCCUUUUACAAAAACUAAUAAUAUUAAGAAAUGGAUUGGUAAAAUGUUGGAUAAAGUAUUAAAAUAA